Argentina anserina (silverweed cinquefoil) is the source of this 1395-nucleotide messenger RNA. Its product is annotated as F-box/kelch-repeat protein At3g06240-like. The transcript has 2 exons. Bases 106 to 1242 code for a protein of 378 amino acids. The record is from RefSeq and is a predicted model, not a curated record. Gene Ontology annotation, molecular function: protein binding. NCBI's taxonomy places the organism in Eukaryota, Viridiplantae, Streptophyta, Magnoliopsida, Rosales, Rosaceae.
CAAAAACCAUCAAGUAAAGGAAUAUUAGAAAGACCGAAAAUCCCCAACUCUUCACUUCUUCUCUGUCGCCGCAAAAUCUUGGAACAUCUCAGUUGUCGAUCAAGGAUGAGAAGAAACAAAUCCAACAAAAUUAGUACUAGUAGUGUCAGUUAUAUCCCUGAAGAAGUCUUGAUCAACAUCCUAGCAAGGUUACCUGUAAAGUCUCUUCUUCGAUUUAGGUGUGUGUCCAAGAUAUGGUGUGGUUUGAUUGGCAGCCCAAGUUUUGUUAGAACACAUCUUAAUAGGAAUGUUACCAAACUUUCGCAUACCUAUCUAAUUGCCCUACAGCGGUUGAGAGAGAAACCAGCGCUUUGCUACUCUCUAUUUUCUACUGAAACAUUUGAGGAGUGUUUGAAGUUAAGACAUCCGUUAUGGACUGAAGAGCAAUUUAGGAUAUAUGGUUGGAGUAAUGGCCUACUUUGUAUUUCGGAUCAGGUACUGCGUCCAAGUAGUCCCAUAUGUAUUUGGAACCCAUGUAUUAGGAAAUUCAGGACUCUUCCCCAAUCAAGAUUCAAGGCACAUUACUCCAGUUACGAUAUCUCUCUCUCAUUUGGGUUCAACCCAAAAGUUAAUGAUUAUAGAGUGGUAAGGAUGGGCUGGUUUGUUCGAUCUAUAUUUAAGCUGCAGGUCUAUAGUGUUAACACUGGCUCAUGGAAGAUGAUUGAGGUAAUUCCUCCUUGGUUAAUGUUCAAUCCGGACUGGUGUCAAGGAUGCGCAUUUGUCAAUGGAGUGGCAUAUUGGCUUUUCACAAAGUCAAUGAAAUUUAGGUUUGUCUCAUUUGAUACGGACAGUGAAGAAUUCGAAGAAUUGAUUGUACCUGAUACUAUCUCCACCAUUGGCUUGACACGUGUUAGAGUCUAUAAUGACUCAGUUUGCCUUUUUUAUUCAUACGUUGAAUCUCCUGAUCGCCAGAAUUUACAAGAACAGACAGACAUAUGGAUUCUGCAAGGACAGUCUUUUACCAAGUUGCACACUGCAGUUUUACUCCCUGGAAGUUUGCCGUUGGGGUUCAAUAUCCAGAAUGAACUCAUCAUAAGAAACGGAAAGCGUACUGAAGGUGUUGAAGGAGAUACGUGGAAGAUGGUUUUAUAUGAUCUCAAAAUGAAGCUGAUUACAGAAACAGGAAUCGGCUUGGCGUAUGAUAGUCAUUCCCAAACUUCCGCAGGUACUUGCAUUGAAAGUUUGGUUCUGCUUGAUCGUUAGAGAACUUGGAAAAUUUUAGAAGUCCUAUGUAUUGUUUAUCUUCUUUAGAAUCUGUGCAUAUGACCAGUCACAUUUAGAAAUGUACUGAUGCACUGUCGAUAACAAACUCCUUUAUUGUUUUGAUUGGCCUUCAAUUUAAAUGAUUGUAUCUCU